Cuscuta campestris is the source of this 894-nucleotide messenger RNA. Lineage: Eukaryota; Viridiplantae; Streptophyta; Magnoliopsida; Solanales; Convolvulaceae. The record is from the annotation of a GenBank genome assembly.
GCCUCAUCUCUAUACUCUGGAUGUAAUUCUCUUCUUUACCUCAAAUAUUCUUUUCUCUCGAAAAUUAUAAGAAGACAAGAAGACGAAGUCCGUUCGUGAUAGAGAAUCCUAAGGAAGACGUGAUGGGCCGGAGAUAGAGAUCUCUUGAUCAAGGCGCUAUCGUUUGUUUUUCUUUAGGAGCCACAAUCAUUUCACGUUUACUUAUUAUGCAUGUGAUGUAUGAUUGAAUGUAUGCAUGUAUGUGUUUUUCGCUAGUGCAUACGCGCGGUGUAUGCCAUAGGCAAGACUGCGUUAUAAAUCCCUCAUAAUUUUAAGUCUGUGCCACCCCGACGCCCCGUCACUCGUCAAACCCAAUUUAGAUCGGUAACGGACUCACCCAAGUGAGACGCCCGGUUUACGUUGGUUAGGCGCGAAACCCGUAACUAGGGUACUGACUCGCCCCAGAUGGCAAACAACAACACAAACAACCUCGCCCUGCGUUCCAUUCUGGAUAAAGAUAAAUUGAACGGAACAAACUUUGUUGACUGGCAACGCAAUCUCUGCAUUGUUCUCCGCAUGGAUGAGAAAGAGUAUGUGCUCGAAAAGCCCAUUCCUCCUGCCCCUCCCGCUAACGCCCCGAAAGGGGUCAAAGAUGCCUACGAGAAGCACGUUAAGGAUGACAACCAGGCAUGAGUGUUUUCUCGUGAGUAAGGCUCUCUUUAGUUGCAAGCUCUCUUCAGGGAACCCGGUCGGUCCGCACGUUCUCAAAAUGAUUGGUUACAUAACCAAUCUGGGGAAACUCGGGUUCUCCUUGCAGAAGGAGUUGGCAACGGACCUGAUCCUGCAGUCGCUCCCUGAGCUGUAUAAGGGUUUUGUCAUGAACUACAUGAUGCAUGAUCUUGACAAACCCCUUCC